Molecule: messenger RNA, 1948 nt
Organism: Juglans regia (Persian walnut)
Lineage: Eukaryota; Viridiplantae; Streptophyta; Magnoliopsida; Fagales; Juglandaceae
Product: glutathione gamma-glutamylcysteinyltransferase 3-like
Exons: 8
Coding region: 195-1688 (497 amino acids)
Biological process (GO): cellular detoxification of cadmium ion; phytochelatin biosynthetic process; detoxification of copper ion
Molecular function (GO): glutathione gamma-glutamylcysteinyltransferase activity; metal ion binding
Source: RefSeq, a predicted model, not a curated record
AGCAUUCCCACUUCUCUCUCUUCUUUUUCUUCUUUCUCUGCAUCUCUGUGAGUGGACUGGAAGAGAGGAAUCUCGGAUUCUCUGACUCUGUUGCUCGGAAAGCAAGAUUCCAUUGAGAGAAGAGAGGAGAGGAGAGGAGAGAAGCCCAAUCAAUCAAACAAUUACCCACCUCCGAGGAGCCGAACCCUGCCAAAAUGGCCACGACGCCCUUGCCUGGUAUUUACCGCAGAUCCCUCCCUUCUCCACCCGCUAUCGAAUUCGCUUCACCCGAUGGUAAGAAGCUUUUUACUGAGGCUCUUGGAGGUGCAACAAUGGAGGGGUUUUUCAAACUCAUUUCCUACUACCAAACCCAGUCCGAGCCUGCCUUUUGCGGGCUGGCCACUCUUGCUAUGGUUCUCAAUGCGCUUGCUAUCGACCCCGGAAGAAAGUGGAAAGGCCCUUGGAGAUGGUUUGAUGACUCUAUGCUUGACUGCUGCCAGCCUUUGGAAAAGAUCAAAGCUGAAGGCAUCACGUUUGGGAAAGUCGCAUGUCUGGCACAUUGCAACGGGGCUAAAGUGGAAGCUUUUCGGACUAGUGAAAGCACCAUUGAUGACUUCCGCAAGUGUGUAAUAUCAUGCACUUCUUUAGAGGAUUGUCAUGUGAUCACAUCGUACAACAGAGCAGUUUUUAAGCAGACUGGAACUGGUCACUUUUCACCUAUUGGGGGAUAUCAUGCUGGAAGAGAUAUGGUUCUCAUUUUGGAUGUUGCUCGAUUUAAAUAUCCUCCUCAUUGGGUCCCUCUCACGCUUCUUUGGGAAGCAAUGGAUACUAUUGACAAGGCAACAGGACAUCGAAGGGGGUACAUGAUUAUUUCAAGGCAUCACAGAGAUCCGUCAAUCCUCUACACAGUGAGUUGUAGACAUGAUGGUUGGAAAAGUAUUACAAAGUACCUAAUAGAAAAUGUUCCCUCCCUCCUGAAGUUAGAAGAUCUCAAAGAUGUUCAAAAAGUACUCUCCAUAAUAUUCAACUCAGCCCCUUCUGAUUUGAGAGAAUUUGUUAAGUGGAUUGCAGAAGUUCGGAGACAAGAGGAUGGGAGUGUAGCCUUAAGUGAAGAGGAAAAGGGAAGGGUUGCAAUCAAGGAAGAGAUAUUGAAACAAGUACAAGAGACUGAACUAUUCAGACACGUGACGAGAUACUUGGCUUCUGAAAGCUCAUUUUGUAAAGGGAUCACUUCUUUGGGUGAUAAAGAUGGGUUGCCAGAAAUUGCUGCAAGCGUCUGUUGCCAAGGAGUACAACUUUUUACUGGGAAAAACAGUAAGAUAUGCUGUAAGGAGACAACUGUGAAUUUUUUAAAGGUUAAUGGGGAAAGGCCUGCAGCAGUGGUAUCUGGGACUCUAAUUGCUGAUGGCACUGAACAAGGAGUUGAUGUGCUGGUCCCUUUAUGUCAAACCAACCCCAGUAAUUUGUGUGCGUUUGAUCAAGGUUGUUGCAGUGGAAUGCAUCCAUCUACAGCUGAUGUUCUAACAGUCCUAUUAUUUGCCCUCCCCGAAGAUACAUGGGCUGGCAUCAAAGAAGAGAGACUGAAGGCUGAAAUGAACAGUCUCAUGUCGAUUGAAAGCCUUCCCCCUUUGGUUAAAGAUGAGGUUCAAUAUUUGAGAUGCCAGCUCCAUUUCCUCAUGACAGAUCUUGGCGCUCAUACCCCAUCAUGAUAUCCUGUUUUCUUUCUACUUGACUAAUUCUAAACAGGUAUACAAUAUCAUUCACUCAUUUCAUGACAUUUUCCAACUGAUAGUGAUAAAAGGGGUCAAUAUGAAUGAAAUGGGACAGGUCAUACACCGGACUCUAUUAGGAUUAUGGACAACUCAUUUCAUGACAUUUUCCAACUGUUUUCUUGCUGUUUUGCAUGUUUUCAAGUACUUCGGUGUUAUAAAUAGAAAAUCUACAGGACAUAUUGUUCUUUGCUGGUGUU